Messenger RNA from Gamsiella multidivaricata, 2096 nucleotides. Its product is annotated as kinase-like domain-containing protein. The record is from RefSeq and is a predicted model, not a curated record. Lineage: Eukaryota; Fungi; Mortierellomycota; Mortierellomycetes; Mortierellales; Mortierellaceae. Gene Ontology annotation, molecular function: ATP binding; protein serine/threonine kinase activity. The transcript has 4 exons. Bases 114 to 2096 code for a protein of 660 amino acids. Gene Ontology annotation, biological process: intracellular monoatomic cation homeostasis; protein phosphorylation; intracellular signal transduction.
AUUUUGUCCAGGUGGACACUCUCACUUUAAAGACAUUAAGGUCACCAGCCAGACCACCAUAAUCACCAUCACUUCCCAUCCCACAUCCUCAUUUCUCUUUUCCAUCGCACUCCAUGGACCAACAGCAACAACCCUCUUCGACAACCAACCAAGCUGAGUCCAUUAUGCUGCCGGAAAUGGACGCCCUCUCCUUGGACCAGGACGAGCCUCAACAGCCUGUUGCUGCAGCACGCACCUCCGAAGCAUUUGCUACCCAGGACAGUGAGAGCUACAGCGAAAGCGAUACUCCUUCUGUCCCCAUCACAACCGCUAAUCCACUCCCUGAGGUACGCCUGCAGCAGCAGCCCUUGCCUGCUCCUCUGUCUCAGCCUGGCCAGAACACAGCAGCACAACCACAACCACCUACUGUGCCCGUUGACCAGCCCCGUGGUAGUCAAAACCGCUCCCGCAUGCUGACAGAGAUCCCAUCAGCCUACGACCUCCAUCCCAGCCCAGUUCCCUCGAGCAAAAGUCACUCUGCUGCCUCCUCAGAUACGGGCGUAUCUUCAGGCCGAUCCUCCAGGAACGAGAAUAGACCCCGGUUCGAGAAAUUACCCAAUGGUACACAUCGCCAUAAUUUGUGCGCACCCAAGCGACACCAGUUCCUGGCGAAUCAUGUUCGUCGUCUGCGGGGUCUUCUCGACGGUCAGAAGGAUGGACGUGGUCCCGUACAUGGAGAUGGCAAUGGUGCUGGACACCAUAUCAAUAAGGAAGCCAUGGAACAUCCGCUAUCACUGCUGAACGAAAAGAUUGGCGAGUUUGAAGGGGUUCAUCACCAUACGCCGAUUAUCAAUGGCAAGAAUAAGCAUAUACUCAAGAAAGAGUUUGUGCAAAAGUAUGGCGAUUUGCAGCAAGUUGUCGGCAGAGGUGCAUUUGGUACGGUCCGACUAUCGAUCAAAAAGGAUCCUCAAACCGGCGGAGAGGUUAUUUUCGCCAUCAAGGAAUUCAAACACGACCACGAUGAGUCGCAAAAAUCGUACAUGAGGCGUCUGACGAGCGAGUUCUGUAUCGCCUCGACUCUCAACCACAUCAACGUGAUCCAAACACUAGACCUGCUCCAACUCCACGGCGACAGCUACAGCGAGGUUAUGGAGUACUGCUCCGGAGGCGAUCUGCACUCAUUGAUUGCCAGCGUCAGUGCUCUAGGCGAGACAGAGGCGGAUUGUUUCUUUGCGCAAUUGAUCAAUGGCGUUGCAUUCCUACACUCGAUGGGAGUCGUCCAUAGGGAUCUCAAGCCCGAGAACUUGCUUCUGACGGCGAAUGGGUGUGUCAAAAUUGCGGAUUUUGGAAACAGUGAGGUAUUCAGGAUGCCGUGGGAGGAAAAGGUCAGGGCUUCGACGUCGAUCCGUGGCAGUGGACCGUUUAUUGCGCCGGAGGAGUUUACCACCAGUAAAUUUGAUGCUCGCAAGGUGGAUAUGUGGUCGUGCGGGAUCAUUUACGUGUGUAUGAGACUCGGCUGCUACAGCUGGGCAGAGGCAUCCAAGGGAGAUACUAAUUGGGAUAGCUUCCUCUACAAGGUCGAACGAUGGCGUGAGAUGCAGGAAGCCGUCCCCGGGGCCCAAGUCUCGACCACUCACGCGCAGAUACCAAAAUUCAUCCACUUGUCCGCAAUCGAAUCGGUAACCCACACGACCUUGGCCUGGCCUGACCGUAUCUCGGAAGUCAUUGACCAUCUGCUUGACCCCAACCCGAAGACCCGAUGGCAGGCCGGUCACGUUCUCGAGAGCGAAUGGCUAGAGUGUGUGGACAACUGCCAUCCAGCAGAGAAACCUGCGAACCAAGUUUUGGACGAGACCGAUUUCGAUCCAAUGCCUACUCAGCGAGUGGGAUCGAAGGUCAUCCCGCAGGAUGCUGAUGUGACAGGAUACAAUAUUGUCAAGGAGGUCAAGAGCAGAGAUAGGGUCGUUGAUGGUAACUCAGAUCCAGCUCUGGCUUCAGAUCCAGCUCUGGCUUCAGAUCCAGCUCUGGCUUCAGCUCCAGCUCUGGCUUCAGCUCCAGCUCUGGCUUCAGCUCCAGCUGGGUCUCCCGCUUUCGCGCCCAUAGAGGAAGUCAACUGA